AUGGAAGAAGCCUUCGAUUAUUUCAGUCAGCCAGCACAAACACGACAUCACUCGUCCGACUUCUACAAACGCCGCUCAUUCACCUAUGGCGAUCUCACGAGAGAUAUUGCUCGGUCAAGAGAACAACUGCUACAAAAGUAUGGCUCGUCUCUGUCCGGGCAGAGAGUUGCAUUUUUGGCGGAGAAUAGCUAUGACUACGUAGUCAUGCUGUUCUCUAUACUGGCCAGUGACGCCAUUGCGUUGCCGCUCUCUCCUGGGUUUCCGGCUGUAGAACUCAAGUACAUUUUAGAGAACUCGGGUGCUGGGAUGUUACUUGCAACUGAAAAAUAUGCUGGCAAAGCACGCGAACUUGUUGAUCAGUCCUAUAAUAAGAGCGGCCCGAUUGUCGAUAUUAGACCUAAGAUUCUUACCCAGGCCGGUGCUGGGAAGUCUGGCUCGGCGGAACAGCUCCGCGAUAUCCGGGAUUCGGAUUCAGAAUCGAAAGGGGGACUCAUGCUGUAUACUUCCGGGACGACUAAUCGGCCGAAAGGCGUGUUCCUGCCGCUGUCGGCAAUACUGGCACAAACCCAGUCUUUAAUUGAGGCAUGGCGAUACUCUCCACAGGACUAUCUCCUACACCUCCUCCCACUACACCACAUCCAUGGCCUUGUCAAUGCGGUCAUCGUGCCUGCUCUUGCAGGCUCGAGUAUUGAAUUCAUGUAUCCCUUCAAUCCAGAUGCCGUAUGGCACCGACUCGCCGACCCAUUUCUACAAGACAGUGGCGAGCCACGAAACAACAAGAUAAGCUUUUUAACAGCCGUCCCGACUCUGUAUACUCGACUCAUGGCGGCUUUCCCUAGCCUACCUGCUGAUGUUCAGACAGCAGCUAAGCAAGCAAUUGCACCGCAUAACCUACGACUCAAUAUAUCCGGGUCCGCAGCACUGCCAACGCCCAUUAAAAAGGCCUGGACGGAACUGAGUAAUGGCAAUGUACUCUUGGAGCGUUAUGGUAUGACGGAGGUGGGUAUGGCUAUCAGCUGCGGACUAGACCCGAAUGACCGGGUCGACGGCAGUGUGGGCUGGCCUUUGCCGUCUGUCGAGGUCAGACUAUGGGACACGGACAAGGGUGAGACGAUCAAAGCGGGCGAGGAAGUGGAUGACACUGGUCGGGAACGGGUUGGCGAGAUUCAGCUACGCGGGCCUACGAUUUUCAGAGAGUACUGGGGUAAUCCCAAAGCAACUGCGGAGUCGUUUGUUGCGGAUGAAGACAACGACAGCAGUAGCAAGGGCGCUUGGUUUCGGACGGGCGAUGUUGCAGUGCGAAGGGCAGUGGAGGGCAGUGGCAGCAGCAGCAGUGGUGAAUGGGCCAAGGGGCCGAUGUAUUUCAUCCAGGGCCGUCUUAGCGUGGAUAUCAUCAAGACUGGGGGCGAGAAAGUGAGCGCACUCGAAGUGGAGAGAGAGCUAUUAUCGUUACCGCAAAUCGCCGAGGCAGCAGUGGUCGGGCUCCCCUCUGAACGAUGGGGACAGAAGGUGGCCGCUGUGAUUGUUCUAAGUCAGGACUCUGGUGGCGGCAGGGGCAUGGAGAGCAUAAUGGCCGUGCGGCGGGCAUUAAGAGAUCGUCUCGCGAUGCACAAGCUGCCGCAGGAACUGAAGGUUCUGGCUGGACCGAUUCCACGGAAUGCGAUGGGCAAGGUGAACAAGAAAGCGCUCAUUCGAGAGGUGUUUGGCGAUAUCAGCGUAUAA
Molecule: messenger RNA, 1722 nt
Organism: Talaromyces atroroseus
Lineage: Eukaryota; Fungi; Ascomycota; Eurotiomycetes; Eurotiales; Trichocomaceae
Exons: 6
Coding region: 1-1722 (573 amino acids)
Biological process (GO): fatty acid metabolic process
Molecular function (GO): medium-chain fatty acid-CoA ligase activity
Source: RefSeq, a predicted model, not a curated record